This is a messenger RNA of Ciona intestinalis (vase tunicate), 3207 nucleotides long. The record is from RefSeq and is a predicted model, not a curated record. NCBI's taxonomy places the organism in Eukaryota, Metazoa, Chordata, Ascidiacea, Phlebobranchia, Cionidae.
AGCAGAAUACAACAACCAAAUAUUAAGAUAUAGGUUGGCUGUUGGCAACUCCCGUUUGCUGUGUGCAACCAUGAACAACAGCAACGAGAUCCAGUUUCCAACCAACUUACCCCGCUCUGUUUCUACGGCAACCCAUUCUUCAUUCUCUUACUGUGGGGUCCAUGGUGGCUUCACCCCAAUAUGGAGGAACGAUGGUUUGUCACAAUGUUUCUAUGACACAGUAGUCAGUGGGAUUUUCUUCGUUCUUCUUCUACCAUUGUUUUACCAAAUCAAUAAAAUGAGAAAACAUGGAGUUGGGGUCGAGUCAAAAUACAAACCACGUUCUAUAAUGUAUCAACUACAAGUACUGUGCAUGUUACUUCUAUCUAUUGAAGUACCUGUGUCAUUUUGUGUAACAUGGGGUGAGGUGGACCAUGUAACUAGUGGGAUGGCUAUUCUUACUCUUGUUGCUAGAUCUGGUGCUGUGUUAGCAGGUUGUUGGUUGUUGCAUCUGGAGCGAAAUAUGAUGUUGCUUGCUCUUGGUCGGAAGGGCCACAGUGCAAUAAUGUUAUUUUUAUGGGGGUAUCUAUUGUCUACGGAGGUAUUAAAGACAGCGUCGUGGAACAGCGAGGAUUGGUGGUUCAAACAACAAACACCUCAACAGCAGAUUUUGUUUGGAUUUUGGGUUGGUCGAUUAGUUUGUUCGUCGCUGCUCUUUACGAUUGGCUUUUGGUCACCGGGUGUGCCAAAGCUCAACUCCUGUUUGUAUUUAAGCGAAGACGACAGAGACGUUGAAAACGGAACGGAUCCCCUGAACAGACCACGGGGUGAAUUCACAGGGUUGGGAAGCCAUGGAGAUGGUUCUACAUGGUCAGGAAUAAAAGAAAAGGCUGUGCUACUAUGGCCUUACAUGUGGCCAACCGGAAACCUUUUCCUUCAAUGCCGUGUUAUGAUGUGUGUGGCAAUACUUAUUGCAGGACGUGUGGUUAACCCAUAUGUUCCAAUCUAUUAUAAAAACAUAGUGAAUGGUCUUACCACUGGCCAACCAUGGAGCUAUGUAUGGGUUCAGGUUUGUGCUUACGUUGGAUUGAAGUUCUUACAAGGCAGUGGCAUGUCGGGUGGUUUGUUGAAUGGAUUACGUUCGUAUUUAUGGAUUCGCGUCCAACAGUAUACCAACAGACUUGUGCAGGUUCGUUUGUUCAGCCACUUGCACUCUCUCUCCCUCCGGUGGCAUCUUUCUCGUAAAACUGGGGAGGUGUUACGCUCCAUCGAUCGCGGAACUAUCAGCAUCAACAACCUGCUUUCGUACAUCGUGUUUAAUAUUGUGCCAACCAUAUGUGACAUCAUGAUUGCUAUUGUUUACUUCAUAACUGCAUUCAAUGCUUGGUUUGGAUUGAUCGUUUUCAUUUGUCUGGCAUUGUACCUUGCUGCCACAAUAAUAAUCACUGAAUGGCGAACCAAGUUCCGUCGAGAUAUGAACACAAAGGAUAACAAAGCAAAACAACGAGCGAUUGACUCCCUUCUUAACUUUGAAACCGUUAAAUAUUACAAUGCAGAGGAACAUGAAGUUAGGACAUUCGAUGAAGCCAUCAAAGAUUACCAGGAAUCUGAAUACUUAACGAACACAUCGCUUGUGUUUCUUAAUCUUUCACAAAACACAAUAAUCAACGCCGGUUUGUUCGUCGGGAGCAUGUUGUGUGCGAGAUAUGUGCUCGACGAUAAGUUCCAGAUAGGUGACUUUGUAUUAUUUGGCACAUACAUCAUACAACUGUACACUCCACUUGGAUUCUUUGGUACCUACUACAGGAUGAUUCAAACCAGUUUCAUUGAUAUGGAAAAUAUGUUUGACUUGUUUAAAGAGGGACAGGAGGUCUUAGAUGAGGAAGACUCGAUUGUUCUUCAAUUGAAAACCGGCAAAGUUGAGUUUGACAAUGUGUGUUUCUCUUACACACCUGAGAAACAAAUCCUUAAAAACAUUUCAUUCACGGUUAACCCUGGGGAAACUUAUGCAUUGGUUGGGUCAUCCGGUUCCGGCAAAAGCACGAUAAUUCGUCUUUUGUUCCGAUUUUACGACAUUCAAUCUGGUGUGAUCCGAUUGGACGACGUAGAUAUUAGCACUGUGACGCAACAAUCACUAAGAGCUUGCAUUGGGGUCGUACCACAAGAUACUGUCUUGUUCAACGAUAAUAUUAUGAACAACAUACGUUACGGUCGAAUAAGCGCACGUGAUGAAGAAGUUGAAGAAGCGGCUGAAGCGUCAGAUAUCCACCACAGAAUAUUAGCCAUGCCUGAUAAAUACGACACCAUGGUGGGAGAACGUGGGUUGAAACUUAGUGGGGGGGAGAAGCAGAGGGUGGCUAUUGCAAGGACAUUGUUGAAGGCACCGGAUAUUGUGCUGCUGGAUGAGGCGACAUCAGCAUUAGACACAACCACAGAGCGUAACAUACAAGCUUCGUUAUCACGAGUAUGUGCGGGACGUACAUCUAUCGUUGUUGCCCAUAGAUUAUCCACCAUCGUUAACGCUGAUUGUAUUCUUGUGGUGAAUAAUGGAGAAAUUAUUGAAAGAGGAAGCCACGAUGAACUGUUAGAUCUUGGUGGCGUUUAUAAUGAGAUGUGGCAACAACAAUUAACUGAAACUUAAGUGAUACGAAGGAAAAUGGAAAAGCAAAAUAAGUUUUAUGCUAUAUCUAUGUUGGUUGUGCUUUUAUAUAAUGUCUAUGUGUUGUAUUAUUGUGAGCCUUAAUGUCUAUGUGUUGUAUUCAUCUUAUUAGUUUUAUGUUAAUUGCCAUUUUUGGGAUAUUGGGGCCAACUCUGGCCUACAUCACCAUGUCUCACCUCGAUGUAGGUUGACCUUUUUCUACAAUAUUGGAACUCCAUUGCACAACCUAACACUUUAUUAGCUUAGAAGUUCCAGUAAACCACACCAUGGUUGCUUUAAAUAUCAUUGGUUCCACUAUAUAUUAUACCAGGGUACAACACCCUUAGUUCUUGGUUAAUUUUGCCAAAUGCAGUAUUAAUGUAGACUUCACCAUGGUGUGUGCAACCAUUGAAAAUUAACCUUAACGAGUUUAGUAUGUCAAACUCCACCUCUUUCUGUGCAGUUUUACAUUCACUAAGUAAAGUGCUAUGGACUUUUGAACUAGGAAAUUGGGUCAAAACGAUCAGUUGAAACUUAUUGAAAAUCGUGACAUCAUACCUCUAAUCAUGUCAUUAAAAAUAUUUAGAUAA